CUGCUUCCCUCCCCAACAACAGAAAGAGAUCGUAACAUUUCCAAUUGCCAAUGGUUGGUGAGAUUGUGAACUGUGGAUCUCCAAGCCCAGGUUUGAAGAUGGCUUCUUCUUCCUCCUGUAAUGUAGAAGAAGAUGAGAGCCUGAAAGGAUGUGAACUAUAUGUUCAGAAGCACAACAUCCAACAAAUUUUGAAAGAAUGUAUUGUAAACCUUUGCAUUGCCAAACCAGAUCGUCCCAUGAAAUAUCUGCGAGAGCACUUUGAAAAACUAGAAAAGGAAGAAGGCAAACAGAUUUUGGCUCGACAGAAAUCCAAUUCUCAGUCAGAUUCCCAUGAUGAUGAAAUUUCUCCACCUCCUCCAAACCCAGUCGUUAAAGCCCGCCGAAGAAGAGGUGGUGUGAGUGCUGAGGUUUACACCGAAGAAGAUGCUGUCUCUUACGUUAGAAAGGUUAUUCCAAAGGACUACAAAACAAUGACUGCCUUGGCAAAGGCGAUAUCUAAAAAUGUACUCUUUGCUCACCUUGAUGACAACGAGAGAAGUGACAUUUUUGAUGCCAUGUUUCCUGUUACCCAUAUUGCUGGAGAAACAGUCAUACAACAAGGGGAUGAAGGAGAUAAUUUCUACGUAAUUGAUCAAGGAGAAGUUGAUGUGUAUGUGAAUGGAGAAUGGGUCACCAGCAUUGGAGAAGGAGGCAGUUUUGGGGAACUUGCCCUCAUCUAUGGCACUCCAAGGGCUGCUACGGUCAAGGCCAAGACAGAUCUCAAACUUUGGGGAAUUGACAGGGACAGCUACAGGAGGAUUUUAAUGGGCAGCACACUGAGGAAACGGAAGAUGUAUGAGGAAUUCCUAAGCAAGGUCUCCAUUUUGGAAUCAUUGGAUAAAUGGGAGCGACUGACAGUGGCUGAUGCACUUGAACCUGUCCAGUUUGAAGAUGGAGAAAAAAUUGUUGUUCAGGGUGAACCAGGGGAUGAUUUCUUCAUUAUUACAGAGGGCACAGCUUCUGUCCUUCAGCGCAGAUCUGAUAAUGAGGAAUACGUAGAGGUCGGAAGACUUGGACCGUCAGAUUACUUCGGAGAAAUUGCUUUGUUGCUCAACCGACCUCGGGCCGCCACCGUGGUGGCCCGUGGUCCACUGAAGUGUGUAAAACUGGAUCGUCCUCGCUUUGAACGGGUGCUCGGCCCAUGUUCUGAGAUCCUGAAGAGAAACAUUCAGAGAUACAACAGCUUCAUUUCUCUGACCGUUUAAGAAACGUCAUCUGGAAUUGCCACCUUUGUGUUCCUUUGUGCCCGAAAAAAAUUGACCUGUGCCAUUUCCCUAGUUGUUUGAGAAAAUGAGAUGUGCAUUUUUUUGUGAAAUUUUAUGUUACUUUCUCAUGUACUGGAUAUAAACUCCAUUUUUGCACACCAUUGAAACAGGGAGACAACUGCUUGGAUGAAACUAGCUUCUCAGCACCUUGAUGAAUUAUAAGAUUUUUGACUCACAUAUUGGCAGAAAAAAUAACCACCUUCUGUAUUUCAAGGUCUUUAUGAAAAUUACAGACAAAAUGCCAGUGAAGACCCUUAUAUUUUAGCUGAAUUUCAUGAGGCAUUCAGGUAAUUUACCCUUUGCCUUUUAGGGGAAAAUAUGUUUAAAUGGGUAUGGACUCUAAAAUCCAUGUGAUGGUAGUCAAUAGCAAAGUUAUAAAGAGGCAGGCGAGAGAA
Molecule: messenger RNA, 1699 nt
Organism: Tachyglossus aculeatus (Australian echidna)
Lineage: Eukaryota; Metazoa; Chordata; Mammalia; Monotremata; Tachyglossidae
Gene: PRKAR1B
Product: protein kinase cAMP-dependent type I regulatory subunit beta
Exons: 11
Coding region: 51-1244 (397 amino acids)
Biological process (GO): regulation of protein phosphorylation
Cellular component (GO): cAMP-dependent protein kinase complex
Molecular function (GO): cAMP-dependent protein kinase regulator activity
Source: RefSeq, a predicted model, not a curated record